AUGGAAAUUUACUACGAAUUCGAAUAUUCGAAUAGUCGAAUAUUCGAUGACGGUUCACUUGAUUGCCGCCAAAGAACGUUCAACUGGCGGCGGACUGCUUACAGCUACCACCGACUACUUCGUCGUUGUCUGCGUCAACGGCCGUUGUGUUUUUGUGACAAGGAGAAAAACGAUAAAAUAUUACUACAGAAGAAGGGGGGUGGGAAAGGAACGGACCAGCGAGAUUCCAUCGAGGACGGCAACAAACUUUUCUCCGAUCGCAAAGGCCACCCGACGGCAUGUGAUGAAGGCGUGAGCACCGACGCCACAAUCCGUAUACCUGACGACUUCAGCGGAGACUAUACUCGACGAACACUUAUCACGUCACUGAAAAGUGCGGACGACAAACUCAUGAGCCACGAUUGA
This is a messenger RNA of Angiostrongylus costaricensis, 405 nucleotides long. NCBI's taxonomy places the organism in Eukaryota, Metazoa, Nematoda, Chromadorea, Rhabditida, Metastrongylidae. The record is from the annotation of a GenBank genome assembly.